Molecule: messenger RNA, 737 nt
Organism: Saprolegnia diclina VS20
Lineage: Eukaryota; Oomycota; Saprolegniomycetes; Saprolegniales; Saprolegniaceae
Exons: 1
Coding region: 96-707 (203 amino acids)
Source: RefSeq, a predicted model, not a curated record
ACGACGACGUCGAUCCACCGACAGCGCUUGGUGAAGCCGAUGUGGCCGCGCUCGCCGCCAAGAUUUCACGUUCGCGCCUUGAAAGCUUGGAUGUGAUGCUGCAAGGCGGCUGCGAUGCGACGCCAGUCGUUUCAGUCUUGCCGCAACUACGGGCGCUGACCAAGCUUGCGCUUCAGGGGGUGCAUCUAACAUCGUUCCCGAUACCGCGCCACCUCUGGCAUCUCGAGCUGUUUGAGGUGACCUUCUCGGACACUGCCAUCGAAGCAUUGGCUGCGUUUCUUGCGUCGUCCCCAAAGCUCGUGCAUUUGGAUCUGAGCUACGCCCCGCUGCCAGAUCCACACGCCAACAAAGUCUUUGGUGCGCUGCCGCAAUGGCUCAGUCGUCGAGGAGCGGCGUGCGACGUACGUGUCGCAGUCAAGAGCGAUGCGUGUGCGGAUGCUUUUGCGACGGCGCUCGCUCAGACGCGCAAUUCGCACAAGGUCACGAUCGUGAUUGCGAGUGCUGGUCUUUCGCUUGCCGCCAAGAAGCAACUGGUCGCGGCGCUGGCAUUGACGUCGCGGAUAGCGCUGGAGUUUGUCGGGACCAGUCCUGCCGAGGAGAAAGCGGCACUGGAAGCGUAUGGUCGGGAGCACCAUCUAUAUGGCAAGCAGGACCCUCGUGGCGCCAGGUCGGUUGGGUUUCACUCGCCCUACACCGCGGCUCGUUAAACUUGAAACAUUGAUACUAAUCUUUUUGGG